UUCGAAAAUUAAAUGCAAAAUAGUUGGGGCAAAUGUUGCUGCGGCAGUCAAGACUAAGUAAUACAGUAAGAAGAUAUGAAGUUGGAGAGCUUCUCAUGUUCUUCCUUUGCAUAAAGUUUGCAUACGUACAAAACCCAGGACUUUAAUGACUUUAAGAGGGGCAGAAUUACAUCUCUUGGAACAUAAAACAACAGACUCAUGUGAACUGGAAUGCACAUUGUGGCCCUCACAAUUUAUUUAAAUAUUUCUUUGCAAAGCACUCUCUGUUUCUAAAGAAAAGCUAUGCCUUCUGAAACCUGUAAGUGAUGUAUCCUGGCCACAUCAAAUCUUCUAAAAGCAUUUUCCAAAUCCAGAAUUGUUAGUGUGGAACAAAUGUUUGUUUUGGAAACAGUAAAACCGGGGGAUGUGGGAGGGUUGAUGUCAGAGACCAGUUGCUGCUCUGCUUUAUGCCUUAUCGUUCCUUCUCCUUUUCUUUUCAGCUAGGAACUCUUAAGAUACAUAAUUGACUGGUGAUUGAAAAAACUUGUAAAAUGACAUUUGUGUGUAUGAUACAAAAGUUUUAAACAAACACAGCACAAAAAUCAGCCACCCUAAUACGGGAUCAGUUUUCUGGGAAUUAACCCCACCACAUAAACAUCUGCCACAGUAAAGCCACUGCCAGAUCUUAAGGUUGUUGGAAGCCACGCCUUAAUAAAUGGUGAAUGGAGGUGCAGGGUCUGUGAAGAAGAAUUUGUUGCCUGGCUUCGGCAUCAGGCAGACAAAGGGUUAAGUCUUAGAGUUGCCAAUUACAAGCUUGCUGGCUUUCAGCAAAAUACUUGACAGCUCUGGGUCUGUUCCUUCUGCUGUAGAAUGAUAUAUGUCAUGAUGACUGGCAGUGGUCCCACCGCGCUGAAUCAAGGGCUCUGGGUACAUGGUCUAAAUCACGGUUGCAGAGACACUGGGGUGGAAGAUGGCAGGAAUAUCUCCUCAUUGACGUGCCAGAAAGAGAAUUGAGAAUGCAUUUCUAUGUGAUCCAUUUUUGCUUUGCCUUGUGUCUAAUUCUGCCAAUCCCUAAUCUUUAGGACUCACUUCAAAAUCUCUUGAAGCCACCUUUUAGGAGAUGUGGAAAAAGUGUGUGAAGGGAGAGAGCGUCAAGAGCAGAAAGUUUAGGUGAAAGGGAGGUCCUGCGUGUUGCAGGAGUGGAAAUGCAGUUAACGGCUGCGGUAUCAUUUUUGACCAUUCUACAGGAAGAAUCAGUGUCGAUUCAUACAUAUGCGCACUCCUUCCUCCAAGUCAUUCUACUGCAUCUGGAGCACAGGGACGCAGGUGUCAGCAACGCAUGGCUGGAAACUCUUCUGUCUGUGAUAGAAGUAUUGCCCAAAGAAACCCUAAGGCAUGAGAUUUUGAAUCCACUUGUUUCCAAGGCACAACUUUCCCAAACAGUCCAGUCUCGUUUAGUUAGUUGUAAAAUUUUAGGAAAAUUGACCAACAAAUUUGAUGCCCUUGCCAUUAAAAGAGAAAUUCUUCCCUUGGUAAAAUCACUCUGUCAAGAUGUAGAGUACGAAGUUCGAUCUUGUAUGUGUCGGCAAUUAGAAAAUAUAGCUCAGGGCAUUGGGACAGAACUUACAAAAAGUGUGGUGCUCCCUGAAUUAAUAGAACUUUCUAGGGAUGAAGGCAGCAGUGUGCGGCUUGCAGCUUUUGAAACUUUGGUUAAUCUGCUCGACAUAUUUGAUACAGAUGACAGAAGUCAAACUAUACUUCCCUUAGUGAAAUCGUUUUGUGAAAAAUCUUUCAAAGCAGAUGAAUCAAUUCUUAUUUCCUUAUCUUUCCAUUUAGGAAAACUAUGCCAUGGACUGUAUGGAAUAUUUACUCCAGAUCAACACUUGAGAUUUUUGGAGUUUUAUAAGAAACUUUGUACAUUGGGUUUGCAACAGGAAAAUGGACACAAUGAAAACCAGAUUCCACCCCAAAUCUUAGAGCAGGAGAAGAAAUAUAUUUCAGUACGGAAGAACUGUGCUUAUAACUUUCCGGCCAUGAUUGUUUUUGUUGAUCCUAAAAAUUUCCACAUGGAUCUCUAUUCUACAUUCUUCUGCCUUUGUCAUGACCCUGAAGUACCAGUCAGAUACACUAUUGCUAUUUGCUUUCAUGAAGUUUCUAAACUUCUGAAUUCUGGAGUGUAUUUAAUACAUAAAGAACUAAUAACAUUAUUACAAGAUGAAUCAUUGGAGGUACUAGAUGCUCUCAUAGAUCAUCUUCCAGAAAUCCUGGAACUUAUGUCUACUGGUGGAGAAAGCAGUGUUCAAGAAAAUAAGUUAUCAUCUCUCCCUGACUUGAUUCCAGCUCUCACAGCUGCUGAGCAGCGAGCUGCAGCCUCUUUAAAGUGGAGAACUCACGAGAAGCUGCUCCAGAAAUACGCCUGUCUGCCGCACGUCAUAUCAAGUGAUCAGAUUUAUUACCGUUUCUUGCAAAGAAUGUUCACAAUCGUGAUGACAAAUAAUGUCUUACCUGUCCAAAAGGCUGCUUCACGAACUCUAUGCAUUUUUCUACGUUAUAAUCGUAAACAAGAACAGAGACACGAGGUCAUUCAAAAAUUAAUUGAACAACUGGGCCAAGGAAAAAGUUAUUGGAAUAGACUCCGAUUUUUGGAUACCUGUGAAUUUAUUAUAGAGAUCUUUUCCAAAUCAUUUUUCUGUAAAUAUUUCUUUCUACCUGCUAUUGAACUGACACAUGAUCCAGUAGCAAAUGUGAGAAUGAAACUUUGCUACUUGUUGCCCAAAGUGAAAUCUACCCUGAAGAUCCCUGCAGAUAAACAUCUACUUCAACAGUUAGAAAUGUGUGUGAGAAAACUCCUCUGUCAAGAAAAAGAUAAAGAUGUUCUGGCCACUGUGAAAAGAACUGUGUUAGAGUUGGACAGAAUGGAAAUGUCCAUGGACGCUUUUCAGAAAAAAUUUUAUGAAAAAGAUUUGUUGGAUCAAGAGAAAGAAAGAGAAGAGCUACUUCUUUUGGAAAUGGAACAAUUAGAAAAAGAAAAGCAACAAAAUGAUGGAAGGCCCAUGAGUGAUAAAACCUUUGAAAAGAAACGUAGAGACACCAAGACACCAACAACUCUGCCCAAGAACAUCCCCAUUUCUGUCCCUGGACCCUCUUCUGGCACCCCAUCCACAAGCAAAGAAAUCAAGAAAUCCAAAUUGAUUCGAAGCCAGUCUUUUAAUAAUCAAGCUUUUCAUGCAAAAUAUGGCAACUUAGACAAGUGUGCUGGUAAAAGUUCUACAGCAGCAUAUACACCUUCUGUCUCAGGGUUAACAAAGACUUCUGUGAUUUCACUAACUGAUGAUUCAUUCCGGACUCGUAAUGCCGGCAGUGCUCCCAGUUCCUUUUCCUCUAAUACUCCCCUGCCCAGCACCUCCCGAGGGACAGGUAACUCAGGUGAUCCCAAGAGCAGUGGAAGUAAAGAUACACAACCACGGAAGGCUACCUUAAAAUCCAGAAAAUCCAAUCCUUAAAUCAUCUGCUUGAAGGAGGCAGAACAAAGACAACUGGAGAUAACGUGAUCGAUGGACAAAAGCUAAAGCAAUGGCUCGGGCUUUUUUUUUUUUUUUUUAAUGAAUGGGAAAGAGAGACAUACAUAAUGGCAGCUGGUGUUGUUAAACGUUCCAUGUUUGAAAUUAUAUUCCCUAGGAGGUAUAAUAUAUAUUUCUUGAAUAAUAAUGUGGUUACAGAAUUCCAAUGUUAUAGUGAAGUGUAAUGAAACACAACUUUAGGUAUGUGCUUUAACUACUGCUACAAAAGAGAUAAGUCUGCAUUUAUUUGUGCAGGAAACCAUCUAUUUAAUUGUUCUAGAGUUUAGCAUUUACAAAUUGAAAGGUCCAAAUCAACUGAAAUUGCCCCGCCUAGGUAAUCACUUGGAGGGGGACUUGGGAGUAAGAAUGACACUGCAUUUUCUCACAAAUCUCCAAGCCCAGUUGAAAAGUCACACUGUAACAGGGUACAAACAGCUGUCCGAAAUUAUAUCAGUCCUAUGAUUGUGAUGACAAGAUGUUGUACCUCGACAUUCCGAAAUUAAAAUUUGGCAAUGAAAAUUCUACAAAGAUUUCUGAUAACUUUUAGCUACAACUACCUUAAAAAUAACA
Messenger RNA from Orcinus orca (killer whale), 4109 nucleotides. RefSeq names its product protein phosphatase 4 regulatory subunit 4 (gene PPP4R4). The transcript has 23 exons. Bases 1185 to 3482 code for a protein of 765 amino acids. Gene Ontology annotation, molecular function: protein phosphatase regulator activity. Gene Ontology annotation, cellular component: protein serine/threonine phosphatase complex; cytosol. Lineage: Eukaryota; Metazoa; Chordata; Mammalia; Artiodactyla; Delphinidae. The record is from RefSeq and is a predicted model, not a curated record.